Centropristis striata (black sea bass) is the source of this 5801-nucleotide messenger RNA. It is a transcript of the gene phf2, whose product is annotated as PHD finger protein 2. Gene Ontology annotation, biological process: regulation of transcription by RNA polymerase II; protein demethylation. The record is from RefSeq and is a predicted model, not a curated record. The transcript has 22 exons. Gene Ontology annotation, molecular function: histone demethylase activity; transcription coregulator activity. The coding region runs from base 391 to 3651 and encodes 1086 amino acids. Lineage: Eukaryota; Metazoa; Chordata; Actinopteri; Perciformes; Serranidae.
GAUCCGGACCUUCAUUCAUGUGAUUUGAGCUGAUUUAAACCCGGUCCCUGACGUAACUUUCACAUUUAUUUAUUUCUUUAUUUCGCAACGACAUCGAGGCUACAUUUUCUUCUGGCUCUAAUAUGACCGCCUCGGUGGCGUGCAGUCACCAGGGGGCAUGCACAUAGUAAUAAUAAUAAUAAUGCAUUUGAGGAAAGGCUGCUAGGACGAGCCUCCAUCGUUUCCACCACUCGGCCGUGGUGUGAUGGAGAUGUGCUUUUAGUUCAUGUGUCCGGCGGCUCUGCCCCUGGCUUUUUUUUCUGGGGAAGAUCAUAUUGGAUCAUAUUGUUUGCAGGACGCUGUUCCUCCUGCAGCCCCCCCAGUCUAUCCCGACGUAGUUGUGAAUUGAACAUGGCGACUGUACCAGUAUAUUGCAUCUGCAGAUUACCUUACGACGUGACCCAGUUUAUGAUCGAGUGCGAUGCUUGCAAGGACUGGUUCCACGGCAGCUGUGUUGGGGUGGAUGAGGAUGACGCUCCAGAUAUUGACAUAUAUCACUGUCCAAACUGUGAGAAGACCCACGGCAAAUCCACAUUGAAAAAGAAAAAGAACUGGAGCAAACAUGACACGGGGCAAAGCACAGAUAUCAAAGCUGUUCAGAACGGCAGUCAAGUUUUCAUAAAGGAGCUUCGCAGCAGGACCUUUCCAAGUGCUGAUGAUGUGGUGGUGAAGCUCGGUGGCAGUCAGCUGACCCUGGACUACCUGGAGGAGGAAGGUUUCAAUGAGCCAAUCCUGGUCCAGAAGAAGGAUGGGCUGGGCAUUUCCAUGCCUGCUCCCACAUUCUACAUCAGUGAUGUGGAGAACUACGUUGGUCCUGAUGUCGGUGUGGACGUGGUUGACGUCACCAAACAGACUGACAGCAAGAUGAAGCUCAAAGAGUUUGUUGAUUAUUACUACAGCACAAACAGAAAGAAAGUGUUAAACGUCAUCAACCUGGAGUUCUCUGACGCACGGAUGAACUCUAUAGUGGAGAGUCCACAGAUUGUGCGGCGGUUGUCUUGGGUAGAGAACUACUGGCCUGAUGAUGCUCUGCUUGGGAAGCCAAAAGUCACCAAAUACUGUCUCAUCUGUGUCAAAGACAGCUACACAGACUUCCACAUUGAGUGCGCUGGCGCCUCCGUCUGGUACCACGUCCUAAAGGGAGAAAAGAUCUUCUUCCUCAUCAAGCCCACCUCUGCCAACCUGUCUUUGUACGAGCGCUGGAGAUCAUCGUCCAAUCACAGUGAAAUGUUCUUUGCCGACCAGGUGGACAAGUGUUACAAAUGUACUCUGAAGCAAGGACAGACUCUUUUCAUCCCAUCAGGUUGGAUCAAUGCAAUACUGACUCCAGUGGACUGUCUGGCGUUCUCUGGACACUUUGUCCACAACCUGAGUGUGGAGAUGCAGAUGAGGGCGUAUGAAAUCGAGAAGCGACUAAAGGUCAAAACUCUCACCCCCUUCCCUAACUUUGAAACGGCGUGCUGGUAUGUGGGACGACAUCUCCUCGAGAGAUUCAAAGGUUUACAUAAAGCAAAUAAACAACCAGCUCCAUACCUGAUACAUGGUGCCAAAAUCAUCAACGGAGCCUUCAGAGCUUGGACUAAAAAACAGGCCCUCUUGGAACAUGAGGAUGAACUUCCAGAGAACAUGAAACCAUCACAGCUCAUUAAGGAUCUGGCCAAAGAGAUCAGACUGUCAGAGAAUGCAACAAAAGCCAUUAAGAGUGAGCCCAGCAUAAAGGUACCAGUGGAGGAACCCCCAUCCACACACUCGGAGCCUGAAGAUCCCGUUUCCCCGGCCCACGUCCCCUCACCCAGCAGAGAGAAAGGCAGAAAGAAAGCUUCCAAACCCCCCAAACCUCCCAAACCUCCCAAACCCCCAAAGAUGCCCAAGGCACCGAAGCCUCCGAAGGUACCCAAGGUCAAGGAAGGAGGAAAGAAGAAAGCAAAGAAAGCAAAAGAAUCGUCACCACCUCCUAAACCCUCCAGUUUCGCAGCUCUUGAGUCCCAUGCAAAAGACAUCUUGAGUAAAAUGGACCAGCCAAAAAAGACCAAGGCUGUUAAGAAUGUCAUGAGUAUAUCAGAGAAGGAAAUAUCAAAGCAGAACAACGUGGAGAAGUUUGAAAUCAGAGAGCAGAAUAAAAACAAGACUGAAGCAAAGUGGAAGUACAAGAACAGUAAACCAGACUCCCUGCUGAAAAUGGAGGAGGAGUGCAAAUUUGACAGAACACCGCUGUCGGGCAAUAAAGACAGAUUCAGCUUUACUAUGUCUCACAAGAAGAUGCUUGGCUCGAAGACGCUGAAACCUCAGACCAACUCAAGUGUUUUUGGAUCAUUACAAAACCUAAAAGAGGACAAACCCAAGCCAGUGAGAGACGAGUAUGAGUACGUCUCAGAUGAGGGGGAGCUGAAGAUUGAUGAAUUCCCCAUCAGGCGGAAAAAGAACACCGUCAAGAGAGAUCUGUCCUUUUUGUCAGACAUCAGAGAACCCAUUCAGCCAGCCAAGAAACCAAAGUUCCAACCCCUGGUGACCAAGAGCGUGGACUCCUCAGAUGAAGAGACUCUGCACAUAGACACAGAGGCCAAGCCUGAGGUCAAAGGUCGCAACUCGAAGGUGAAGAAAAAAGCUGGCAGUGCUGCGGGGAUUCUUGACCUGCUGCAGGCCAGCAAGCAAGUGGGAGGGAUUGACUACAGCACCAACAGUCAGCCACCUGCAUCUCCCAGCACACAGGAGGCCAUUCAGGGCAUGCUGUCCAUGGCCAACCUGUCGUCUUCAGACAGCUUGCAGCAGCCGUGGAGCAACAGCCAGUCCAAAAACAAUAGCCAGUCGAAGAGCAACUCGCACAGCACGCAGAGCGGCAAGAAGGCCACUGGAGGAGGCGGCGGCGGCGGGGGCGGGAACAACAGCAAGCGGCCAACCAAACGGCCCACCAAGAAACCCAGGAAAAGCAGCAGUAUUGAGAGUCUGGACUAUGAUGACGACCAGGACCAUAUGGACGCGUGUUUCAAGGACUCUGAUUAUGUUUACCCCUCGUUGGAGUCUGAAGAGGAUAAUCCUGUCUUCAAAUCCAGAUCGAAAAAACGGAAAAGCAGUGACGACACUCCGUACAGCCCGACAGCCCGGGUCGGACCCUCAGUCCCUCGACAGGAACGGCCGGCGAGAGACGGGGCCCGAGUGGCCUCCAUAGAAACGGGACUGGCCGCAGCUGCAGCAAAACUCUCCCAUCAGGAGGAGCAGCAGAAAACUAAGAAAAAGAAGAAAAGCACCAAAAAGAAGGCAAUAGUAAUUGAGGAGCCCCCGAAAAUCUCUCAGGACAGUAGCUCGCCAGAGCACAAUCUGGACUCCCAAGACGGCAACCUGACAGACCACGAGUUCAACACUGGAACAGUCAAGUCGCCGGGAGGGCCGCAGCCCAUGGCGCCGGGGGUUUUUCUUAGCCAGAGGCGACCGUCCAUGUCUUCUCCCAACAACAGCACCAACUCCACGAGCACCAACAGCAGCAGCAUGGCCAAGGGGGAACGAUCGGUGUCAGCAGACGCCAAAGCUAAGCGGCUAAAGAAAGGCAUGGCAACAGCCAAACAGAGACUGGGAAAGAUUUUAAAGAUCCAUCGGAAUGGAAAGCUCCUCCUGUAGCAUGCAGCAGACCGCUGUCGGACUGGGAAUUCAUGAGCUGGGUCCGGCCCAACCUCAGCCCCUGUUCACUGAUUGAAGCCAACAAUGGAAAAAUAGAACAUCAUGCAUUUUUCAAUUUCUAAGAAGAACAUCACUCAAAUAGGUUUUUGCCUCUACUUAUACUUUAUAACUUUCAAAUACUAAAGUGUACAGAACCUACUAUAAAUAUUUUUUAAGAGAACAUGUCUCAUUUUACUACAGCUGUCAGUUUAUCAGGGGUUGCUAAAACAUGAAGUAGAAGUACAUUGCAGUCAUUCCAAGAUUUCUGAAAGUAUCCCUUGCAUGUAUUCAGUUGCAUGUGCGCUUGGGUCAGGGUUUGGGGAUUUUCCACAUUAAUUCCUACUAUAUGGAUGCAGCUUAUCAUUGUCACAGCGAUGAUGGACGGGUUUCCUGUCUGUGCAGCUUGGAGCAUGGUGAUGAUUGGAGUCAACUCGAGCAUUUAUCUCUUUAUGUUAACACUUGGGUUUGCAGAGCACUAUCAGCAGUGAUAUAUUUAUUUAUUGUGUCGAGUCGUAGAUAGGAAGGAAGACUGUAAAGCACAACGUGAAUCAUGAAUAUUGCUGUGUAUGGAACAGCAGCCGUUUGAUAGGAAUAAGGACAUAGGACUAAAAGGUAGCGGAGGCCUGCUGUGUGUGGACAUUUGGGACACGAUGUGGGACCUGUACCCAAUGAUAAGCCUCAUCCAUGUCAGUGUGCAGUUACAUGGGGAUACUUUCUCUCUUCUUUUGCUUUCACAGGCAGCACCGACAACCCCCACUUCUCUCUGCGUUUUUAUGGCUUCACACAGUACAGUAUAUAGAAUGUAGCUUGUACAUAGCCUUUUAAAUUACUACUUUUUGUAUCCUUUCCCCUUAAGGCUUAAUUCUACAUUUUUACUGGUUUUGCUAAUUAUGAAUAAAUAAAUGAAUAUAUAUAUAAAUAUACAUAUAUAUAUAUGGAUAUACAGUAUAGUCCUGAUUUUUUAACGUUCAUUUUUUUUUAGUUGUUUUACUAGCAGAGAUUCAUUUAGAUUUUUUUCCCCCUGUUAGAUUAAAAGGUGUUGCCUGGAAAACAACUGAAGAAAUAAUACAUUUUAUUGUCAUAUGGCCUUACAUACACAAAGCUAAUUGUAUUGUGAUUCUGUUUGAACAAGAGAUGAAGCUUUGAGGAAAAAUUAUAUAAAAGGAAAAAAAAACACUUAAAGUUUCUCUGACCAGCCUCUUGUUGGACUUCUAGUAUCCUGAAGGGUUUCGGAAUUAUUUUACUAGCACCUUGUGAAGUGUUUCUGUGUCAGUGAUGUAAUUUAUUAAUGUUUGUAGCUUUUUUAUACUUGUACAAUUCUUAAGAGUUUUUGUUUUUGAAUAUUUCAUCAUCUUGUGAAAAUACGCUUACCAGACAAUUAUUGUUUUUUUUUUCUCCUUGGGAUGUGUGUGUGCGUGCGUGUGUGUGUGUGUGUGUGUGUGUGUGUGUGUGUGUGUGUGUGUGUGUGUGUUUGAGGGGCGCCAUGAACAUUUUACACACCAGAAUCUAUGUUAGCAAACAAUUUUUUUUUAUCUCCAUCCUGUCUUCUCUCAAUGUCAAUGUUAUCUGGGAAACAUUUCCAAUGUGUUAUUAUUAUUAUUAUUAUUGUUAAUAUUAUAGUUAUAAGCCUCCAUCACAGCGUUUUACUUUGGUCGGGACAUUUUGAACGUUUAAUGAGCUCUGCUCUAUAGACGCAGUGUUUUAGUCACAGAUGUAAACCACGCGUUCACCUGUCAGAAAUGAGAUGCGCUCCGAUCAAACUGUCAGUGGGACAUAUUUUCAGGUUUUUAUUUGUACAAUAUGUGUGUUGCUUUGUUGUGGUUUAUUUUUGUAUGUCCGACCUAUUAAAUGCAUCCACUGUGCCAGGACAGUGAAUGAUACCUGUUGUAGCUGUCUUCCCUUACUGUUCUUUGCAGUACUAGUAAGUAUUUACAAUCCUUUUUGACCUGAAUCUAUAUUUUUCUGUAUUUAGAUGAUUCUGUUUGAGAUCAUGGCUCACUUUUUUAAGACAUCAAGAAAUGGCAAAUUCCGAGGAACAAGCAUAUUGUUGUUGAAUGAUAUGAUUGUCCGCCUUGUUUACUUUUGCAAUACAGUUACUGUGGAAAACCUAC